UUUCUUUGCCAGUUGGAUCGCUAGUUAAUCAACCGACUUAACGAACUAGCCUCCAAACUAAGGCCUAGUGUUCCAUAACCACACCAUUCACACCAUUCUCUCCGCCGUGAUAUUAAAGCGCCCUCCCAGCAAACAAGAAGCCAGCAAUCACACACACUGAAUCUGUACCAAUCCCUCCUUACCCUCCUCUCCUCACAUUCCCCUCCUCCCAAGCAAGCCAAGAACAUUCCCACCACCAUGACCACCGCAAACCCCACCAUUGUCCUCGUCCACGGCGCCUGGCACACCCCGGCCAACUACGCUCCCUUCGUCGCCGACCUCGAAUCGCGGGGCUUCACCGUCCACUGCCCCCACCUGCCCAGCUGCACCAACACCUCCCCGCCACCGGCCACCUACCAAGACGACGUGGUCACAAUCCGCACCCUGGUCACCACCCUCGUCAACAACGGCGAGCGCGUCCUCCUGCUCCUGCACUCCUACGGCGGCGCCAUCGGCACCGACGCCGUCCAAGACCUGGACCUGCCCUCCCGCGCGGCCCAGAACCUCCCCGGCGGGAUCGUCCACCUCCUCUACCUCUGCGCCUACAUCCAACUCCCCGGCCGCACCAUCUGGGACGUGAUCACCGAAGCCCAGAUGACGGGCUUCUGGCCGCAGUUCGUGCAAGAUCACGAGGACGGCUCCACCUUCCCGGUGGACCCCGUCCAGCUCUUCUUGGGGGACUGCGACGCGGACCAGAUUGCGGCGGCGCGGCCGCAUCUCGUGCGCAGUCCGCUGAGCGCCUUCCAUACGCCCAGUACCGGGGAUGCGUGGCGGAGAUUGCCGGUCACGUACCUCACUACGACGAAGGAUUAUUCGGUGCCCCGUGUGUAUCAGGAUAUCAUGCUGAAGCAUGUGGCGGAGCAAGGGGUGGAGGUAAAGGUGGUGGAGGUGGAUACGGCGCACAGUGUGUUCCUGUCGCGGCGGGAGGAGGUGAUGCGGUUGGUGGACGAGGCGGUGCACGAUGAGCGGAAUCCUUGACUUGGGGGAUGGCGUUGUGAUCGGUUUUGUGUUGGGGUUGGUUUAAGUUGCAAGUUGCUUGCUAAGAAAGGGGCAUUGGUCAUUACUGUCUCGUGGAUGUAGCUGGCGGGAUGAGGAGCUGGGGAACGGGGGUUUUUAGGUAUAAACAAUAAAUGCGAUUAGGAUGGAUGUAAUAUUUGAAAAUGAACCGAU
Messenger RNA from Aspergillus homomorphus CBS 101889, 1209 nucleotides. Its product is annotated as alpha/beta hydrolase. The record is from RefSeq and is a predicted model, not a curated record. Bases 238 to 1017 code for a protein of 259 amino acids. The transcript has a single exon. NCBI's taxonomy places the organism in Eukaryota, Fungi, Ascomycota, Eurotiomycetes, Eurotiales, Aspergillaceae.